AUGCCCGGCGCCACCCCGACCACCUCCACCUCCUCCACCACCGCCUCCUCCACCUCCGCCACCACCGCCGCCUCCGCUAGCACCGCCGCCGCCUCCGCCGCCUCCUCCUCCACUGCUGCCACCGACACCUCCACCCCCGCCACCACUCCCACCGCCACCCCCACUCCCUCCGCCGCCUCCACCGCCACCUCCACCGCCCCCGCUAGCUCCACCCGCGCCCUUGCCCCCCUUGCCCUUGCCAGAGCGGCGUCUCCCGCUAGGGGCAGACGCCACACCGACCGACUCAAGACCAACGAGGUCGGCCGCAGCGGCAGAGGCGACAGAGGGCAACAGGGGGGAAGGAGAACACCCCUCAAAGAUGGGGGUGCGAGGGUCACCACGAGAGGCUCCUACAGCGACUAUGCUCUUCUCCGCUGCUAG
Molecule: messenger RNA, 420 nt
Organism: Closterium sp. NIES-65
Lineage: Eukaryota; Viridiplantae; Streptophyta; Zygnematophyceae; Desmidiales; Closteriaceae
Source: the annotation of a GenBank genome assembly